Octopus bimaculoides (California two-spot octopus) is the source of this 2610-nucleotide messenger RNA. RefSeq lists its product as uncharacterized. The record is from RefSeq and is a predicted model, not a curated record. NCBI's taxonomy places the organism in Eukaryota, Metazoa, Mollusca, Cephalopoda, Octopoda, Octopodidae.
AAGUGUAAAGUCUGACGAGGUCACAGAGUAACAGCAUCAUCUCUUUAAAGAUGGCGGGAGUCGCCUCGCUUUGAGGCUGCAGCGAAAUUGAUGAGACGACGAUGACGACGAUGAUGCGAGGGGAGAUGCAAAAUGUGAUGUGAGCAAGAGAGAAGAGAUGCUAUAUAUGUCUCCUAGACGAAAGGAGACGAAGAAGUGUGUGUGUAUGUAUGUGGGGCAGAGCUAAAUAAUGUAUUUGAAGAAAGCUAAACGCUACUUUGAUGUUCCGGACACUAAGGAUGUCGGAGAGAAACGGGAGAGAAACUGUGGACAGUCUAACAGUCAUGCCAUCUGUAUGGGGAUGCUGAGAGCUGCCAACAGUUCCUCAUCUGCUGCUCUACCGACCACAACAGCCGAUGUUUUGUCGUUUGUCAACGAUGAUUUGGCCGUCGAACAACAGACUACUCCGACUGAAAGCGAGAAGGAAUUCCACCCCGAAGAUUUACCGGACGGGGCUUGCUUUCGACCGAAAAGCGUCCUUGUCAAUUCUGACACCGACCAUACUGCUAUACGACCGGCCGAGUACAUCGGUUCAUUCUCAGUGAUUGGAGUAGACCAAGGUAUGAGAACUAAUUUUGUGAAGAAGCAUCUCGAAGACAUGAGGGAUGUGGUGAAGAGUAUCAAAGUGUUGCUGGUCAUUUCAUUGUCUGGUGUGAAAGUAUGUAGUAGCAAAGGGGAGAGUGUGUACAUGGCUCAUGCCUUAAAACGAAUAUCCUUUGCUACCUGUGACCCGGAUUAUUGCCAGUUCUCUUUUCUUGCCAGAGAGCCGAAAGGACAGAUCAAUGUUCAGUUCUGUCAUGCUUUUGUCACCCGCAACUCUCCAGAAGCUGAAGAACUUAACACUAUCAUCGGGAAUGCUUUCAAGAUGGCCUACGCACAGCAACGUCAACGGCAGCCAACAUUCAAUGAGCUGAUUGAGCGCCAGAUCCAGGAACAGAAGGCCAAGUUUGCCGAGGACCAGGAGCAGGCAGAGAGGGACCUACAGCAGAAGCUCAACGAGAUUGCCACUCCAACCCCGUUCUCGGAGAAGGCCAUACAGAGGAUGGAGAUGAGACGACAACUGAGCGAAGAAACAGCGCAGGAGAGAGAGAAGGAACUUGCACAACAACACCACCAGCAGCAUCAGCAGCAGCAUUCAAGCACUGCCACACUGCGGAGCUGGCUUUGGGGAAGGCAGACGACGGAACGUGUGAAACACCGGUCACCAGUUACGGAACUCCUAUCGCUGACCUCUGACCGCGGCUCGCCGCCACCUGCCCUUAUCAAGCCAUCCUCUAGUCCCGCCCACCUGAGGCCACAGCCACACAACAGCACCGAUCACAGCCUGCACGGCCAGCGUAACUCUGUACCUCCUGGGGUGAGCAACUCCCACUCCUUGUCUGUUAGCGCUAUCCAACAAUGCUUUGAGAACUGUCAGGUGAAGGGGUCUCCCGUGACUGCUUUAAAAGAUCAGAUUGACAAACACUUCAAUGAUUGUUCCCUUGAAUCCUUAGAUCUGGAAUUUGGCCACCCUGACACAUAUCUAUACCCUGCUUCUAAACUAAAGCAGAAAGAUGGGGAAAAGCCGAAACUGUCCAGCAUCCAAAACAGACCCCUUCCAGCCCUACCAAUUGAUAGAAAUGGACACAGUAAAUCUAGUAUACAGCGAUCGUCGCUGCAGAAUUUAUCGUCGACGGACGAUGGUGAUCACACGUCUUCAAGUUGCCACGUUCCUCUCCGAGAGUCAGUCCAUCCGUAUAACCCACGGCGGAGGGAGAGCUCUCCGAAGACUAAGGGCCAGAGGCCGCUGAGCGGAGCAGCAUUUGAUAUAAAAAAAAGCUACAACGGUUACAGCCGGGCAUUAUCAUGCGAUGCCUCGUACUACGGAUACAGAUCCAGCGUCCACUGCCCCCAGGCGUCGCCUCUAGUGAAGCAGCAAAGCUUCCCAGAGACAGAAAGCACAUCUCUGCAGCAGUUAUAUACGUUAGAAGGACAUGGCAAACAUAUUGAGGAACCCUGCUUGCCCGCUAGCUGUCCAAACAACAACAGCAGCAGCAGCAUCACUGACCACCAACAUUGGCGACCAACACUUGACAUUGGGAGGCACUUGUCGCCAAUGGCACGUCAUUCGAGAAAGGAGCCGCAUGCACCUCAGCUCCCUAUUUCCCAGCCUGGACCAACGUCAUCUCCACAGUCGUCAAGGUACCAAAAUGAUAGUCUCUUUCAAUACCAGGGUUAUUAUGAUAGUUCCAUACCGAAUUCACCGUCAAGGAAUUUAUGGAAAAGACUGAAACACUUGAAGAAGAAACGCCCCAUUAAAAUCAAACAUAUCCGAGAUUUGAAACCUCCACUUCUAAACAUCCUGACCUGUCAGGCCACCAAAGCAACAACAAUUCUACUGUGAAAAUGAAGAUAUUUAAAUUUAUUUCAAUUAUUGGGCUUACUACAAAGAGUUAAAUGAGAUUUGGUUACUAUGUCAAGGCUGUUUUUGACUCCCUUCUUCACACACAAUCUUUUUGUUGAUGAAAAUUUGGUUGCUUAAAUAAAAAUAUUUAAUAAGACAUCUUGUAAUUUCUGGUAGAGAUUUGAAAC